Camelina sativa (false flax) is the source of this 587-nucleotide messenger RNA. RefSeq lists its product as uncharacterized. NCBI's taxonomy places the organism in Eukaryota, Viridiplantae, Streptophyta, Magnoliopsida, Brassicales, Brassicaceae. The record is from RefSeq and is a predicted model, not a curated record.
AUUAACAGACAAAAAAAUGGUUUUACACAAAUCAGUUAAACCAAUGGCUUAUGCGUUACUUUUACUCCUAGCGAUUUAUACCCAUAUCCAAACCGUUGGUUCAACCACCGAAACCUCUGUCUCGCUCGCCAAUUUGAAACAUAGUUUGGUCACAAGAAGUAAAACGUUCUCUGAGAACGAUUUUCCAGUUUGGCGAAGGGAGCUUAGAAGCAGUGGUGGAGGCGGAGGAGGAGGAGGUCGUGGGGGCGGAGGCGGUAGCAGCGGAGGUCGUGGCAGUGGUAGUCGUGGUGGCGGAGGGAGUGGUAACAGCGGUACGAGCAGCGGUUCGAGUAGCGGUGACUGUCUCAAGCAUUAUGGUCUGUCCAAAAGACUAAUAUUCAUCGGUUUUCUAGGGGUUUUAGUUGUUGUAUGGUAAUUUGACAAUUUUUCUAAUGAAAGAUUGUAUAUAUUAAUUAGUAUAUGGUUGUUUUUUUAUGUUAAUGUUUAUGUUGUAAUAUUCUUUCGUGUGGUAUUCUUUUGUGUUAUGUAGUAGGGUUUAUGUCCAUAUCAUGCGCAUAUGCAUUUGUGAAUUUUAAUUGUUAGAUUGA